This is a messenger RNA of Thunnus maccoyii (southern bluefin tuna), 1115 nucleotides long. Its product is annotated as low affinity immunoglobulin gamma Fc region receptor II-a-like. The transcript has 7 exons. The record is from RefSeq and is a predicted model, not a curated record. Gene Ontology annotation, biological process: cell surface receptor signaling pathway. NCBI's taxonomy places the organism in Eukaryota, Metazoa, Chordata, Actinopteri, Scombriformes, Scombridae. Gene Ontology annotation, molecular function: transmembrane signaling receptor activity. Bases 1 to 846 code for a protein of 281 amino acids.
AUGUAUCUAUCUGUCUGUCUAGUUCUGCUUCUGCACAUCCUGUCUUGGGUCUUCACUCGUCUUUUCUGUCCUCUCACUCUCUCUCUCAGUCAGCAGCAGGUCAGGAUGGAAGUAACAGCUCUCUCUCUGCUUCUCUUGAUGAGUCCUUGGGAUUCUGGUCAAGCACAAGUCUCUGUGACGGUCCACCCUGAAAGGUCACAGUUCUUUAAGUAUGACAGUUUUUCCGUGAGCUGCGAGGAGGAAGAAAUGACUGAAUGGAGGGUGAUGAAGAGGAUGGAGGAUGGGGAGGUGCAUCCAUGUCCAUUGUCCUGCUCCGUCAUUGCUGCCUUCCCUGCCACAGAUAGCGGAGUGUACUGGUGUGAAACUGGAGUGGGAGCAAGCAGCAGUGCCAUCAACAUCACUGUCACUGCUGGUUCUGUGAUACUGGAGAGUCCUGUUUAUCCUGUGAUGGAGGGAGACAAUGUGACUCUGAACUGCAGACACAGAGUUUCCUGUGACCGCCCCAUUAAUUUCUAUAAAGAUGGCUACCUCAUCCAGAACAGCACGACUGGAAACAUGACCGUCCAUAAUGUCACCAAAUCUGAUGAGGGACUCUACAAGUGUGAUGUCUGCGGAUUUGAAGAAUCACCACAGAGCUGGCUGACUGUCAGAGCGCCAUCUGAAGGCCAGGAUCCUCCAGCGCCCCUGUUGCCUGUCUUCACACUGGUGCGCCACCUGGUGGUAGGAACUCCUUACCUGCUGUCCACCAUCAUACUGGGACUCAUAUACAGAGACAGAGCAAGAGCGCGGCAUGCCAAUAAAGCAAGGCGAAAAUGUAAUGAUGUCAUAAUGGAAAUGGCUGCAUGACAACAGUGACAUUUAAGAGGGACGAGCAUCUUCAGAUUCAACCAAAAAAGAAGAAGAAAACAUUCUGGUUUUGUUGGUUUGACUCCUUUUUAAAAAAUGUUGCCUAUUUAGGCUUUUUGGUGUCAUUCUGUAGACAGUAUGAACUUAAAAAGAUGCUUUUCAUGCAGUUUUUACAUUGUUAGUUUAAACAACAUCUUUGUGUUUUCUGUCAUUUUGUGAUGUUUGUUUGUGUUUUGCUGACAUGCAAAAUAAACUAUUGAACGUGUGAA